UCUUAAACACAACAUAACACAAUCCAGUUCACACUGACUGACUGACCGUCAUUGUGUGUGUGUGUGUGUGUGUGUGUGUGUGUGUGUGUGUGUGUGUGUGUGACAGCUUUAUUUCUGCAGAAGAAGAAUGAAAUGUCUAAAAACGGAUGAUUAUGUCCAGAGGAUAUCUUGUGCAAAGGACACUGUGAUUCUUCAUGAUGAGCUGAAGAAACACGUGAAGGACGGCCUCGGACCGUUCGGCCGGACGGCGUGCGAUCGGAUCAUCCGUGCCUGCAACCAGCGUCUCGGCGGAGGAGGAGCUCUAGAUCCAGAGCUUCAGGAGCGCCUGGUGGAUCUUGUGGAGCUGGCCACGUUGGGUAUGGAUCUGUUACAGAACAAGGAGUACAGUGUUCCCACUUUAUUGGAGAAGAUCAUCUUCCACAUUCUCCAGAAGCUGGUGACAUGUGAAGCUCAUGCUGCUGCAGGUCGACUGGGGGAGUUCAUGUAUGUCAGACUGCAGGGAGCAUCCUUACAGGCUGAAGACUUCAGUGUUCUGGUGCGGAACUGUUUCGCCGUCCUGUGGAAACCGCUCGAGCGGUGCUUCGGGGCCUCCAGCCUGUCGCCCAGAGAGCGACUCGUUGGGCCGCUGCGCAGUGCUUUGCGUUUCCGUCUGUUGGAGGAGGAAACGUCCUCACUUCGUCUAAGGUCCCUCUGUUUGUGGAGGGAGGCGCUGAAGGAGUACGAGCGUUCGUGUGGAGCUUUGUCUCAGGACGAUGUGGUGUUUUUGCUCUCCGAGUUCCGGACCCGUUUUCUGAGCUCACAGGUGGAGCAGGAUCACGCUUCCGACUCAACCCCUGCUGGCUGUGAGGUGGAGACAGUGGUGAAGGUGUGCACGCUGUGUAAGAACAGACUGUGACGCGCGGCACGUCUGGUGGACGGAUCGCUGGAGUACGUGCGGAAGCUGGCGAAGGGGUUGUGCCCGGUGCUGGACUUGGCGAGUCGGGCGGUGCGACUGCAUCGAGACUUCGGCUCCGGUGGGGAAUGCAGCAAAGUGUUCACAGACUGCGCUCAGAUCCUCAGAGCUCUGCCUGAUGUUCUCAGUGAUGCAGAAAAGCCAUGCCCGUUAGAGGCGUGUCAGCUGGUUGUCUGGGUGACAGAAACAGGGCAGACAAAAGGGAUGGGCGGAGCUACGCUGCUGGCCCAGCUUUUCUUUUGGGAGGAAUAUCAGGAGUUUCUAAUCAAACAGCAAAAGAGAUCGUUUUCACAGCAGCUGCAGUAUUCUCUGUGCUUCAGUCUAUACCAGGGCUUCAUCAGCACAUACGACAGUUUACACAACUCACAGGACUCGGUAGUUGAACAGUUGGACAGAAUUGUGUUAUACUGCCAGUCUACACUGGGACGCAUGAUGACUGAACUUCGCACACUGUCCAAUGACGGCUUCUUCCUGAAAGCUGUGUAGUGUGUGGUGAACAAUGUGGUGUAUGAGUUAUUUAACAGGAAGCUGUAUACGGAAGCCUACGGACUGGUGGAGAUCAGCCAGGAGCUGAGUAAAGACUGUCCAUCGUCUUUCCCUGUGGACAGAGUGAACCGCUGCUUCAUGCUAGCAGUGCAGUCCAGUCGGCGAGCAUCUCAGCUAGACCGAGCUCUAGAUUGGGUGGUGCGCUGGAUUCAGGUUUUAGGUUCUCGAGUUCUGGAUCAUCUUACAGAACCGGUGUCACUGUGGGUCAAACCAAGUGUGACGCUGCCGAGCCGGUGAGGAGGAACACGCCUCAGAACCCUGAGGGACGGCAUGGGGACAGCGACCGUGGACGAGGAGGUGUUGCUGCGUCUCCUGGAGGAGGAGCUGCGGAUGUAUAAAGAGCAGAGCGGAGACACUGCACAGGAGCGCUAUAACACACUCUGUGACCUCCUGGAUAUCUGCCAUGAGGAAACCACACACACUCUCCGUCGUGCCUCUUAUCUGUGUGAGAUGGCUCAGGUGGUGUGUUACAGGGACUUCAGCGAACAGACCGACUGUUCUGCAGGUGAUUUUGUCCAAGAGGCUCUGCGCUUGUUGGAGGAGGAGCCAGAGACAGCGGAGAACUCUGAUAGGCUGAAGGAUGAAAAGGCUCACGCUUCUCUCUGGCUCUACAUCUGCAUGCUUGAGGCCAAUCUGCAGGAGGUCAUGGACACAGAGAAGCGUCUGCGUGCAGUGCAGGAGGGCAGUAAGACAUUCUGUGGUGCUGAUCUUGAAGCGAUUCCCACUAACGAUUUGGAGUAUGAAGACAAGCAGAAGGUCCAGGAGAGCCAGCUGGUGUACGAUGGACUGCGCUUCAAUUUGUCUGACCACAACAGUAACCUUUUAGAUAAGAGUUUAUCCCUCUGGACGACUCUACUGAAAAAAGGCUCAGUACCUGCAGUGAGGGACCCAAAACACACUGCCAACUCCAUCCUGCUAAUGGCUGCCCUUUAUACACUCAUGGGCAAGUCCCUUCAGGCUCUGGAGUGUUAUCAGCCGGCGUCUCUCCUGCGACUCCUCGGUGAUGUCCAGAACAGUGCGACUGCUUUGUUCCAUGCCGCUAAACUCCUCCUGGACUUGGGCUCUCCACAGCUCGCACAGGUGGAAGCAUGGUGGUGCACAGUCUGUGUGAGGUUGUUGAAGGAAACUGCUCUGCAUCACUCUAAAAGCUGGUACAUGCUGAAGGCUCGAGCUCUGCAGACUGCCAGCGCUUACCUCAGCUGGACACAAGAAGUUGCACACACACCUGCGGAGACCAUCGUGCAGCACGGUUUAAAGACUCCAGACACUGCUCAAUAUGAAGCACUGAAGCUCCUGUGCAGGUCUGGUGAUGAUGCUGCUGGCUGUGCUGAGUUGUUAGUGUUGAAGGCUGAGUUGGAGUUGAUGAAAGGUGCAGGUGAAGCCAGUGUAUUGGAUCUGGAGCAGGUCAGACACUUACUGGAUCUUUGCACAGAUUUUGGACAUCAGCAGCACCAGAAGUCCAAGAUGAAGAUAAAACCUCGUAAAGGUCGACCGGCUGUGAAAGCCUCUGUCCAUGAGAUCCCUGAGGAGGAAGAGGAGGAUAUACGUGGGCUCCUAAGUUCUCGCUCGUUGGGCAGAGAAGCUUUAGAGGAGCUGUCUGAAUUGGGGCAGGAUGCGUCGCCCCCUCUGAAGCCCAAACGGCAGCGUGUGCUGUCCUGCCUGAGCCACACUGAGUCCUGCACCUGUCCCUGCUGCACUGAACCUGGACUGGCUCGAGUCAGCGUGCUCUGGGCCCUGGCGCAGGCCGACACCCAGAGUGAGGCGCCAAAUUCACGCCAGCUUCGCCAGAUCGCCAAACUGCGCUGUCACAGUAUCGGCAUAAAGCUCCAAGCCCGCUUGGCAACACUGGUGUCCGUUAAAUGUCCGGAAAAGCCGUGCUUGCUGCAGCCAGAGGUUGUGAGGGUGCACCUGAGCACAGUGUUAACAGAGCUGUGCUGCAGCGUGGCUGAGACGGGGAAAACCGUCGCUUUGUGGGACGAGAUAGAGGCAGGACUGGAGGCUGUAGAGCCCAGAGGAGCACUGUUACCCGAGCUGGGGCCUCUGAAGGCGGCUCUGCUGGUGGCAAAAGCUGUGGCCUGCUGCUUGGCUCUGGCUGGAAAGAAGCAGUGUAGCCCUGAAGAGCUCUUAUCCUCCAUGUGGGGCUGGACUCCUCCAACAGCUCCUAAAAUCAAAACACUGGUUAAACCCAGAGGAAAGAGCUCCAGCAGUGACAAACCUCUUCCAGCCACUGCACCAUCAGCUAAGAACCUGACGGAGAGCAAACUAGAGGUGUGUGUAGAGCCAGGGCGAAAAAAAAAUACAGAAGUUGCUAUCGCUUCCUCAAAGAAAGCCAAGAGCUCCAUGCCAAAAAUCAUCACCGCAAAGCCUGCUAUGGUCUUCAAAACCCCCCGGGCAUCUAGAACCCCCAGGCCCAGGUCCGUCUCAGUCGUGACUCCGGCUGGCAUGGCCACUAACCUGAGCGCGUUUGACUUCACCAAUGAGGUACCUGAUAUUACAGUAAGCUCCACCCCUCUUCCUGCAGCCAGGGCCACACCCAGUAGCCGCUGUGGGGUCACGAGGUCAAAGGACAUGUCAAAGUGUUCCUUCCAGGUUUUUGAAGAUUCAUCACCUCUGCAAGAGAAACCUGUACCAGUUCCAGCUGCUCCAAAACGGACCAAACGCUCACGCUUUAAGGUGGAGUUUAGUGAUGAGAGCGACACUGAGGUGGCUGAUGCGCCAGAGACAAAAUCAGACAACAAGCGCUCCGUGUCUUCUGGACCAAAACACACCUCUAAAAGCCGAGCUGAGGAGCAGAACCGGCCCAGACGCACGAGAACCACGAAGAAAAGCACCGCCCUCUGUCCCAGCGGUGCCUCCUCUGAGGAAGACACGCAACUGCGACGGGGACGAUCCAGAAAAGCUCAGAGCUCCGAUGUUGUGGAGAAACCGGAGAAGAUGAGGAUGAGCCGAGAAGACGAGUGUGGAGAUGGUGGUCUGGAUAUCAGUCUGGAGGACCUUCAGGAGACUGACUCAGAGAUGAACGCAGACUGCGAGGUGCUGAGGAGAGACCUGGGAGUGGAUCCUACCAGAGACUGUGUGAAGGAGCUCAGAAGCUCUGGACAGACAGGAAUACCGAUGCCACACACACAUGUCACACCAGGAGAGCUUUCUGUAGAUGUGAUCCAGUCACUCCUGACCUCCUCUUGGCUCCUCCUACACCACUUUCCAUGCCCCUCCCUGUACCCACACCUGUGCUCGUUGCUCGCCCAGUCACUUGGCCUGUCUGAUCCCGUCACCACAGCCAUGCUUCAUGCUCAGUCACUGGGCGUGUCCUCUCGUCACCACAUGACGCGUCACCUGGCCAGUCGGAUCAGGAAGCUGAAUAAGACGAGUAGCGAUGUAGCAGAGAGUCUGAGUGGGCUGUGUUUGGAGGAAUCUUCCAGUCAGAUGCAGAAACAGGUUCUGUCUUCACUCGAGAACAUUUACUCCUUCACCUGCACGCAGCCGACUCACUUCCCAGACACACACUGUGGAGAGUUCACACAGCAGAUCAAACACCUGCCUACAGGUGUAACUGUGUGUUUGCUCUCUCUCGUGGGGGUGUGUCCUGGUGAGAUUGGCAGUACACUUCUUAUCACACGACUAGAGCAGGGCUCUGCCCCAAUCACCAUGAGGAUCCCGACUGCACAAACACGCUGCUCUAUGGAUGUGCUGCUGGAGGAGAUGGAGGCGGUGCUUCAGGGUCAGAAGAAAGUGAGUGCAGUGGCAGACAAGGCGCAGUGGUGGGAAGGCAGGAAGGCUCUCGAUGCUCGUGUGCAGAAACUUCUUGAGGACAUGGAGGAGGCUUUGGGUGUGUGGCGAGCAUUGCUCCUCCCCAUGACCUCUGACCCCGAACUCGCAGCUCAAAUGAAACGCCUUCAGUCGUCAGUAAAAGGGACCCAGAUCACAGUGGACAUGCUGAAGGUGAUCGUUUCCGCAGCCCCUCUGCUGUCUGUCUCCGAUCUGCAGUCCCUGUGUGAGGGGGCUGGUCUACAGGAUGGAGACCUCCUGAUGCUGCUACAGAAGUGUGUGUGUGAGCUGAGAGGGAGGGAGGAACCUCACGGACACACGGUCCUCAUUCUCGACAAGGUGGAGUAA
This is a messenger RNA of Tachysurus fulvidraco (yellow catfish), 5614 nucleotides long. It is a transcript of the gene espl1, whose product is annotated as extra spindle pole bodies like 1, separase. Gene Ontology annotation, molecular function: cysteine-type endopeptidase activity. NCBI's taxonomy places the organism in Eukaryota, Metazoa, Chordata, Actinopteri, Siluriformes, Bagridae. The record is from RefSeq and is a predicted model, not a curated record. Gene Ontology annotation, cellular component: cytoplasm; mitotic spindle; centrosome. Gene Ontology annotation, biological process: proteolysis; meiotic chromosome separation.